AUGGCUCAAAUUGCUGAGGAUACAAGAUAUUCAGAGGAAUUUCCAAUGGCCGGAGAAGUUGUGAGCAACUGCCAGAGCAUUUUGGACGGAAGAUGCGAAGAAAUGGAUCGGCGUCGAGGGCCUCACGUGUUCAUCAUCUCGAUAUCGAUGAUCUACUGGCUCAAGUCAUCGGACGCGUGGAAGCUGGACACGAGGGAUAUGCAGCUGUACACAAGUCAGGACAUCCUGUACUCGUGCCCACUCAAUCCCAUGUGCCAGUGCGCAAGUCUCCCCAACGAGACCUCUUUAUUUCAAAUUAAUUGCAAUGAGGUUUCACUCUAUAAAUUUCCUGUCUUUCUGCACAACAGUGUCCGCCACAUUCAGAUCUCGCAGACACAUCUGCAGAACGUUGACGAGGAAACUUUUCAAGGAUUACGACUGGAGUCGCUGAAGCUUGUCAACAACGAUAUUCAUGAAAUCUUGGAAAAAAGUUUCAAUUCGAUGACACAUUCUCUAAUAACACUGGACAUGUCGGGCAAUUCAUUACACUCGCUGUGCCUCGAGGCUCUGCACAACAUCCAGACGCUGACCCGCCUGGUAGCACAACGGAACCACAUCGAGGAGCUGGAUGGCAAUUGGGGCAGCCUGACGGAAUCACUGCGAAGUCUGCACAUAUCUGGCAAUUCAAUAACUGAACUCUCGUCGCCCUACGAUGAGCGAAAAAUCAAUGGCACACAAUCGCUAGUGAGCGCCGCAUCGGUAUCAACGAGGACAUUUGCCAAAUUAAGGAAGCUCGUAUGGUUAAAUCUCAGCGAAAACCGCCUAUCGUAUGUCGGUGUCAAUUCGCUGCCCAGAUCUCUGGUCACUUGCGAUUUCUCGCGAAAUGUGCUCACAGUCUUUCCAGUGGGAGCCUUUGAGCAUCUGCACGAUAUCAAGAUAAUAUCGCUGAAGGACAAUCUGCUGACUAGCGUGGAUGGAGUCGAGUUCGCUAACAGAGUCCAUCUGGAGAAGCUGGAUCUCAGCUUCAACGAAAUCACUUCCGUACCCAGCCAAAUGUUCAAUGGGAGCAUCAGAUCCAAGGCUAUCAAUCUGGAGAACAAUUUCCUCGUGAAUCUACCAUCGGCAGCUUUCAGGGGCACUUCAGCUGUUCACGUUGUCCUGGCCUUCAAUAACAUCGCGUCAGUUGAUAGCGAGGCUUUCGCAGGGCUUGAGAACACCCUCGAAUAUCUGGAUUUGGAGCGCAAUCAUCUAACAAACCUAUUCGAAGGCCUAGAAACCCUCAACCGAAUGCGAUACCUUUAUUUAACAGCCAAUGAGAUAAACCACGUCUCUCAUUUGCCACCAACUCUAAAGGUUCUCUCCCUCAGCAGCAACAACUUCACCAGUAUCCCAACUGAAGGACUUCAGAACUGUACGGACCUGUCCUAUCUAAAUAUGGGCUACAACAAGAUCUCUGAUCUGCCUGAGAAUGGGUUCGUGUCCUGGGGAUCUGAACUCCAGACUCUACUGCUGAGGAACAACAAAAUAACUAUGCUCAACUACGGAUCGUUCAAUGGACUGGAGUCCAUCAAAGAGAUCAGCUUAAGCUUCAAUGACAUUCACUACGUCCAUCCAAGUGCAUUCGUCAACAUCUCAAAGACACUCAAGAUCCUGGAACUGUCUUUUGGAAUCUACCGCGAAGACAUACCGCUCGAAGCUCUAAAUCCUCUAACUGAACUCAUGUGGUUGGGUCUGGACAACAACAACCUCAAGCUCAUUCCCGACGAUUCACUUAUCUCGCUCAAAGAACUGACCUUCAUCAACAUCGCUUAUAAUCGCAUUACUGUCCUCCCGCGGACAAUCUUCGUCCCUGAAAUUCACAAGAACCUGAUGGAUGUUGAUGCUUCCUACAAUGUUAUUGAGAGGCUCUUCACCAACACCUUUGACGAACUCAUAAUGCUGCAGUUUGUCAAUCUGGCGUCCAACAACAUUCGUCAUCUUGAGCGUCACUGCUUCCACAACUUACCCUUCCUCACCUAUAUUGAUCUGUCUUACAACAACUUGAGGAACGUCACUGAGGCUGCUUUCGCCUUCUUGCCAAAUCUCCUAGCACUAGAUCUUAUGUUCAACAGUCUCACGUCCUUCUCCCUCAAGGCGUUCAGGCACGUCUCCAACUCCAGUACUCCUAUGCGUCUCAACAUCAGUCACAACGAAGUGACGUUGUUCGAGGGUGAGUUGAGUUCCUAUCUGUACGUGCACACUUUGGAUGCCAGCCACAACUUCCUGACAGAUCCUGGGGUGUUUCACAACCUCGGACAGAGUCUUAGGAAGCUCCAUCUGCAGAACAACAACAUAUCAUUCCUCACUAAUCACGCUUUCGGCGAUCUGGAUGUGCUAGAUUGCUUGAAUCUGUCCAGCAACAACAUCAGCACUCUGCGAAGAAGAAGCUUCCAGGGACUCAUGAACUUGCAAGAACUGGACCUCAGUGACAAUCGCAUUGAGCAACUGCAAUUUGAGCAGUUUGGCUUCCUGAAGAAGCUCAGAGUGCUCAAUUUGAAGGGUAAUAGAUUGAAGUCGCUGCCUAGAGAUGCUUUCGUAAACACUAGAAUAGAGUUUCUGGACAUGUCAGAGAAUUUUCUGGGUUUGUGGCCAGCAAACACCUUCUCCGACAUCGGAUUCACACUGCGCUCUAUUCGACUGGAUGGGAACCAGGUUGAAUACCUAGAUGCAACGAUGUUCAGCAAUACGAACUUCCUCCUAGAGUUGCGACUAGCGCACAAUCGUAUCACUGUCCUGCCCGAUAACACCUUCAGUCACCUGCCGAAUCUCACAACUCUCGACAUCAGUUUCAACCCACUCGUGUCCACUAACUUCAAAGAGCUUCUCCUGCACCUGCCCAGCCUACGUAGAUUGAGUCUCCGCUCGACUGGGCUGUACACUCUGCCGCCCAUGGUGGCACAAUCUAGACUCACCGAGCUGGACAUCAGUCAGAAUCACAUCCAAGAUAUGUCCUCGCUGAGAGAUGCUCCGCAGUUGCGGGUCCUCCACGUGGCCUACAACAAGAUCGUCAAUUUAACGCACUUCGGGAAGUACGUGCCCCAAAGACUGAGGGUCCUGGAUUUGUCUGGGAACCCCAUCAGGAAGGUGUCUGUGCACGAUUUCGCCCAGAUUCGCUUCCUCGACGAGCUCUCCAUUGAAGGUGUGAAGCUGCCCGUGGACGCUUUCUCGUUGAUGCGCAACCUGCGAGUUCUGCGCGCUACGUCGCAGUAUCACCUUGGGGAGAUCAUCUCUCGGACGAGGACAAUCCGGGAGCUCUAUGUCACCGUCCUCGAGGAGCACAUCCACGAGCGCUUGUUCGAGCGGGCGAUCAAUGCCACCAAGAUCAACUUGCUGGACGUCAGAGGCCCGCGUGCCAAGACAAUCUCACCGAAUGCCUUUAACGGCUUCGCUCGCAGCCAGGAUCUCACUAUUCGACUGCGCAAUACACUUAUCAAUGACCUGCCACCGGGACUGUUCUACGCUCUGAAGUACGUGCCGCGGCUCAAGAUUGACAUAUCAAAUAAUCUGCUGGCCACGCUGUCUCCGGACACUUUCUAUCCCAACGCCAGCGCCUGGGAUGCCGUGGGAACGAGGAGCAUCAUUGGGGGAUUGGACGUCUCGGGGAAUCCCCUGCAGUGCGACUGCGGCCUGGUUUGGCUGGGUCACUGGCUCAGACGCUGGCUGAGGGAGACGGUCCAGAUUCACCUGGUGACGAAGGAUGAGCAGCAAAUUAUGUCCAGACAAGCGAGAGGUAGCACUUGCCUGGAUCCGAUAAGUGGUAAGAAAUUGACUUUCCUGGAGAUCUUCCCCGAGGACUUACUGUGUCACGCCAGUGCACUCAGUAGCUUCGCACCUCGAUUCAGUCGACAGUCACCGAGACAUUUGCUGGGUCUGCACACCCUUCCCGCCCUCCUGCUCAUCAUCUAUUUUUUAAUACUGUAAACUGUGAGGAAAUUGACUUAAUUAGCAAAUAUCCAAUAAUUAUACAUAGGAGAGAACUUUUUUGUACCAUCGACCCUACGAGUGAAUGUACAUAGGAUAAAUUAAUUGGGCCACUUUUUUUCACCAAAUGGUCCAAUAUUUGUAUAAAAGAAAUACACACGAAGAUUGGGGAAAAAUUAUUAAUAAGGGGACGCGCGGCGUCGGGUUGAACCUAUAAGACGGCGUAGAUAAGGAAGAGAGGGUAGAGAGACCUACGUAAUGAAAAAUCUACACUUCAUACUUUGUAAUUUAAAUUUAUUUUUUUCCACAGCCCCGAACGUGGGGGCGGAAAUAAUUUCGCCCAUUCCCCGGAUGUUGCCUCUUUUUUUAAGCAUUGCAAAGUUAAGACCAGAGCCUCUGUGGUUUGUUUGUCAGCCCCCCGACCACUCUAGCCUGAGGGCGAAAUGGGAAAAAUUGUUCUCCAUAUCAACUGGUAUUCCGACAAGGGGUAGUAACUAUGCGAAUUUAUGCGAGUGUAGGAGAAAAUGUUCAAUUGAACUUCAAGCUGAAAACAAGACAAGAUAGAGGGAGUCAAAUUUGGUCACUGACUUCCUAUGACCUUUUCUAUUUCGUGUAUUUACUUCAAGAUUUACUUUGCAAGUUCUGUGAAAACUUUUGGCCAUUUACAGCAGUUGAGAGAUUGUCUUUGGCGAAUCUUACUAAACAUUGACACCUUGUUGUGAAUAAAGUGAAAUGAAAUUUUCCCGAAUUGGAUUCAGAAGGGAGAAAGAACCAACAAAAUCAUAGUACGUUCCA
Molecule: messenger RNA, 4734 nt
Organism: Phlebotomus argentipes
Lineage: Eukaryota; Metazoa; Arthropoda; Insecta; Diptera; Psychodidae
Product: chaoptin
Exons: 6
Coding region: 1-3939 (1312 amino acids)
Molecular function (GO): protein binding
Source: RefSeq, a predicted model, not a curated record